AUGCUUCUCCCUGGCGGAUCUCAGCCGCCGCCACCGCAGCGUGCGGUGGACCUGCUUGUCGACCUCCCGACGGAUGUCCUCGACAAGAUCCUCGCCACCUGCUCCCGCCCCCGCGACGUGGUCCGCGACGUCCGUGCUCUCGCCGCCGUGGCACCGCCGCUGGGAGUCGAUCCCGGCCUCGACAUCGAGCUCCAUGACGUCCGCGACGAAGGGGGCGCCUGGGGCUCCGUCGCCGGCUUCCUCAAGCGCUGCGCGGCCCCCGUAGGUCGCGUCAGCAUCCGCGGCAUCCCGCUGAGCUUCUACCACCGCGCCAACGACUGGGUGCUCGCCGUCGUGGGGAAGAACCCGCGCUCGCUGUCCCUCAAGCUCCCCCCUGGCCACGCCUCUGCCGUCGCUCUUCCGCUACGACCCCGCCGCGCUGGCCGAGCUGGAGCUGCGCUGCUGCGGGAUCCUGGAGCCGCCUACCGGCUUCACGGGUUCCAGUGGCUAACCAAGCUCGAUCUGGACGACGUGUUUUUCACGGUCCCAGGCGGGUGGGUCAUCCAGGCGCCCAACCUCCGGCGGCUGGUCCUGUGCCUGCCGAUCGCUGGCGCUGGCCUCUGGGAGCUUGGGCCGCUUCCGAACCUGGAGUUGGCCAGAAUCUUCCUCAACGACUCUGCAGAGGACAGAGACUUCGUCCAGAUGUUCACAGCCAUUUCCAACGUCAGGGAGCUUCACAUCGGCAACUUUCACAUCAACAAACAGGUCAUUUUGAGAGCGCAUCUCUUUUGCAUACACACAUGCUUAAGUGAGGCAAGAACAUAG
Miscanthus lutarioriparius is the source of this 804-nucleotide messenger RNA. The record is from the annotation of a GenBank genome assembly. NCBI's taxonomy places the organism in Eukaryota, Viridiplantae, Streptophyta, Magnoliopsida, Poales, Poaceae.